Momordica charantia (bitter melon) is the source of this 1430-nucleotide messenger RNA. RefSeq names its product isoflavone reductase homolog. The record is from RefSeq and is a predicted model, not a curated record. Gene Ontology annotation, molecular function: oxidoreductase activity. Lineage: Eukaryota; Viridiplantae; Streptophyta; Magnoliopsida; Cucurbitales; Cucurbitaceae.
AAGCCAUUUUGAUUUCUGAACUGGGAAGCAAGACUUGAGAGCGAAGAACUGUUGAAUUGAAGGCUAUAAAAGGAGAAAUCGACGGUGGAGAAUGAGGAAACAGAGUCCAGAGAGGUCGAAUUGGAGAGGAUCCGAUGAGCGGAAAGAGCAGAGUUCUUGUGGUGGGAGGAACUGGUUAUUUGGGGAAGAGGAUCGUCGCGGCGAGCCUGGCGCAGGGCCACCAGACGUAUGUGAUUCAGAGGCCGGAGAUCGGACUCGACAUCGAGAAAUUGCAGCUCCUGCUUUCGUUCAAGAGGCAGGGGGCGGUGCUGCUGCCGGCUUCUUUCUCCGAUUUCCAAAGCCUCGUCGACGCUGUGAAGCGAGUCGAUGUUGUGAUUUCGGCCAUUUCAGGCGUCCAUUUCAGGAGCCAUAGCCUUCUGGUUCAGCUUAAGCUCAUCGAGGCCAUCAAAGUCGCCGGAAACAUCAAGAGAUUCUUUCCAUCGGAGUAUGGGAUAGAUCCUGCAAGAAUGGGAAAUGCGUUAGAACCUGGAAGAGAGACAUUUGACCAGAAAAUGGCGGUGAGAAAGGCGAUAGAAGAAGCCAAAAUUCCCUUCACCUACGUCUCUGCAAAUUGCUUUGCCGGUUACUUUGCCGGUAACCUGUCUCAGAUGCAGACUCUUAUCCCUCCCACCCAUCAAGUUACCCUUUAUGGAGAUGGCAACGUUAAAGUGAUCUACGUGGAUGAAGAUGACGUAGCAUCAUACAUCGUCAAAGCAGUAGACGAUCCACGAACUCUGAACAAAACGCUCUACAUUAGGCCUCCACACAACAUUCUCACCCAAACAGAGUUGAUUGGGAAGUGGGAAAAACUUUUCGGGAAACAACUGCAAAAGAACACUAUUUCUGCUGAGGAUUUUCUCGCCACCAUGAAAGAUCUGGACUCAGCACAGCAGGCUGGAUUAGGACAUUUUUACCACAUUUUCUUCGAAGGUUGCUUGACAAACUUUGAAAUUGGGGAAGGAGGAGAAGAAGCUUCACAGCUUUAUCCAGAAGUGAACUACACUCGCAUGGAUGAUUACCUGAAGAUAUUUUUAUGAGCACACCAAACAAAAAGAGGUGAUUAAAACACUUAAUUACCAAGUUUAAUACGUAAAGUUUGCAUUCAAAGGCAAACCAAGCUCACCGGUUUCUUCCCUGGUUUUCCCAAGUUUGAUACCAGUACUUACUCUUUAGAACUAAGGACACAGUUGUGUACGACCUAUAGAACUGAUCUUGUUCAAGUAAAGUCGUAGUAUUUGUAUUGUACUCUUUCAACUUCCAUUGCACUCUUUGUUUCUUUGAUUUCCUUUCCAACAGAUAUAUUGAUGUACUUUUUUGGAUCAGAUAUCUUUCAAAUGAAAAAGAAUAAAGCACAUCUAAAAUAUAUGGAUUUGGUCCAUUUUUCUCGUGAA